Messenger RNA from Pseudoliparis swirei, 1533 nucleotides. RefSeq names its product homeobox B6a (gene hoxb6a). The coding region runs from base 62 to 937 and encodes 291 amino acids. Gene Ontology annotation, cellular component: nucleus. The record is from RefSeq and is a predicted model, not a curated record. NCBI's taxonomy places the organism in Eukaryota, Metazoa, Chordata, Actinopteri, Perciformes, Liparidae. Gene Ontology annotation, molecular function: RNA polymerase II cis-regulatory region sequence-specific DNA binding; DNA-binding transcription factor activity, RNA polymerase II-specific. The transcript is spliced from 2 exons. Gene Ontology annotation, biological process: regulation of transcription by RNA polymerase II; anterior/posterior pattern specification.
CCUCCUGUCCACCCCUCUCCUCUCCUCUCUUCUUCUUCUCCUCCUGUCCUACUUUCUCCCGAUGAGUUCCUAUUUCGUCAACUCCACUUUCCCGGUAACGCUACCGGGAGCGGGCGCCGGCGGGCAGGCGGCGGAGUCGUUCCUGGGUCAGAUCCCGCUGUAUUCGUCGGGCUACGCGGCGGACCACCCGCUCCGGCACUACUCGGGCGCAGCGGCCGCCUCCGCCGCCGCCGCCGCUGCCGUCGCGUACGGCGCGAGCGGCGGCGGUGGCGGCGGAGGCGGCGGCGGCGUGCACCAGGAGAAACCGUAUUCCGCGUCCACGUACUACCAGCAGGCGGCGAACGGAGCGUACGGCGGGCACCGGGCGGCGCAGGGGGUCGGCGUCGGGAGCGGAGCCGGUGCUUGCGACUAUGCCGUGGCGGCAGCGGCGGCCGCGGCGGCGGCGGCGGCCACGAGCUUCUACCGGGACAAGGAGCACGCGUGCAGCCUGGAGGAGCACCAGCUCGCGCUCAGCCAGGAGGGCAUUCACCGGAAAGCGGAGUGCGCGGGGCUCGGUGGGAAAGGGAUGUUCGGCGACCCGAUGGACGACAAGCUGCAGUCGUCCGCCCCCAUUUACCCGUGGAUGCAGCGGAUGAACUCGUGCAACGGGACCUUCGGCAGCCCCGGGAGGCGCGGGCGGCAGACGUACACGCGCUACCAGACGCUCGAGCUGGAGAAGGAGUUCCACUUCAACCGGUACCUCACGCGGCGGCGGCGGAUCGAGAUCGCGCACGCGCUCUGCCUCACGGAGCGGCAGAUCAAGAUCUGGUUCCAGAACCGGCGGAUGAAGUGGAAGAAGGAGAACAAGCUCAUCAACGCUUCCUCGUCUUCGUCCUCCUCCUCCUCCUCUUCGUCCACGGUGAACGGCGCGGAGGAGGAGGAGAAACAGACGGAGUAAAAGGAGGAGGAGGAGGAGGACAAAAAAAUGUUGAAAAAAAAGACUGAUGGGAGACACAUAAAAAGAGGGAGAUGGAAGGAAAAGACAUGUUGACCCCCCUCCCCCCUUCCCGCGUCUCGAAGUUCGUCCAGACACGUGUCUGAUGUGAACACUCUGGGAUAGAUAAACGGAGCCUACCUAUUAUUAUUAUUAUUAUUACUUUUUUUUUACCUGAGCAAGCACGUGCAAGAAAUAUAGGGAUAAGAGGAUUACGUUUUUUUUGUUUUUUUGGAAGAGAUAAUUUGAAGAUGAGAGUAAAGAAAAAGAAAAACACUUUAAAAAAGGAGAAGUGGUGGUGCGUUCAAAGUGUAUUUAAAAAUACAGUAAACGAGAAACCCGCCGGCCAACGGCCUCCUGUUGCAUUCCAAGAAGAACCCGCCCAACUUCUCAUUGUACUUAUAGUUUUAAUCCUCUUCCUUUUCCCUCAGGCACUUGUUUGGGGGUUUUUUGGAAAAUAUUUAGGACCCCUACAAAUUACUAUUAUUAUUAUUAUUAUUAUUGUUUUUAUUUUUGUAAAAGUGUUGUAUUAUACAUAACGCGUAGUUGAGGACGAGCUA